GUGACUUAACAAUCGUCAUAAUUAAUCACGUGGGAUGACCACCAACGUUUUUACGUCAUAAACUUUUUAUAUGACGUAACAAACACUUUACACGUCACAAUGCUAAUAAAGAGGGAUGACGUAACAAACGCGAUGCAAGGAUUAAUCGCGAUUAACAAUCUCCCGCAUUGUGACGUUUAAACUUACCAUUGUUACAUAGGUGAAACAUUCUACUGUUACGUAACAAUCACCCAACACUUGUAACCGAACCUUAUAAUUACCCCAUGUCCAUAUAUGGGUCGACCCUUUUUGCACCGAACAAAUCUUAUUGUUUAAUUGUUUGUGACGUGAACACCAUUAUGACCUAAUAAUACAACUGCUGAUUCAACAAACUUCAGUAUGACGUAUUUAUUAUUUGUUUUCUGCACUUUUAUGACGUCAUAAUGACUAAGUCUGUUCUCGAAUUUCCUUCCUAAUUGUUUUGCUGUAGCGACGUCACAAUGGCUGUGAUUCGGGACUCUUAAAUUGCGUCAAUAGGUUCGAACGUCGUGUUGCUCUAUAGCGCACUCUAGCGGCUACAACACGUCGUCCGCGAUUCAAGAUGUUGGUUGUGAUGCUCGUAUCGUAAUCAGGGGUUACGGGUUCAAGACUCGAUGCUGCUACCAUUGUUGGUGGGAAGAACAAACCAAGAAUCGCAACUUUAACUCGUAGCUUUGGAUGAAUAUGGGCCACGUUACGCGACGGUAUAUACUUUAAAUAAUUGAGCGAGGAAUAAGUGGCGUUGUGACGUCAUAAUACGAUAAUCGGCCAUUUUGCAUCACGUGAAAUGAACGUCACUGAUUGGACGAAUCCAUUCAUUGUUUUAUUUUUAGGUUCCAUUGUUCGAGGACAGUACCUGAUCGAAUUAACGAAACUUAAGAUGUUUGAAUAUCAAUAAAGCAGAUGUGAAAUAUUGCGAUUCCUAUGUAAUAAUCCAAUCCCAUAUUUUCACGGCAGACACAGCAGCACCACCGUAUAUAGUGUGGAUCUUCCAUUAAGUCGAAGUUGCCAUGAAGAAGCCGAAGCCGACCAUUGUUUAUUGCGAGCUUAGACGGCCAGCUGAUGAGAUUAUUAAUAUUUCAUCUCAGAAUGGAGCAGAGGGUGUUGUUACGCGUAUGUUGCCCAAGUCGCAUGUUAGUCACGUGAUAUUAAACGCCAACGUCAGCGAAGAAAGAUUCUUGGAGAUGAAGGUGUCGACCGAGAACAAGAUGUUGAAGAAAAACAACGAACUUCAUGAACAUUUCAUGAACACGUUCGUGAGGAGGUUGGAGAGGAAGCAACAACGAUGGAUGAAAGAGGAUAAUUACGUCAGCAAAAACUUCCAGCUGACGUUGUCGCCUCGACACCACGUGACGGAGAGACAGCCAAUAGGAGAGCUUAUACUUCCCACACCCCCAAAAGCCCAAGCUUUGUACAAACCAGCUAAAUAUCCAUAUAUGAAGAUGCGGGGUGGUGGGGAACAACAUGCGAGCGUUCUCCCGCGAAUUCGAACCGUCCCAACCAGCCAAUCACGACACGACACGACACAAUCCAUUCAACGGGUUCAACAAGCCAACGAAUCAAUGACGUCACCCGUACGAUCCACGUGGGGUGAAACAACCAAUCAGAGGGCGGAGACGGCGAGCACAGGUCUGACACGCAUGACUACAGGUCGCAUGCGCAAACCAGCAAUGCGGAACCACGAUUCAAGGUUCACAGACUUGUUGUCGUGGUUGUCACCGGUGGAUGCCCGGAAAGGAAAGUUGUUUCGUCGCCCACGUGAACACAGGGUGAUGUUCGGUGUCACACAGACAUCAUAUUAAUGUUAUUGUAAAUAUUUACAUCAUAAUAUCAAACAAAGGGGAUUGUGAUGUAAUGUAUUGUUGUUGUUGCAACGGCAAUCUAUGUUUACAUGAAAAAUAUAUUUUAUAUUGUUUCUAUGUUUAAGAUAAACUUCUUUGUUAAUUGGAACUUCAUUGCUGCGUCAUAAUACCUCAUUAUGACAUCACAAACUCGAUUAUGAUAUUUACAAUCGGCAUCGUUUCAUGAUAAACCUCAUUGUUGCGCAACACUGAAUCAAGAAUUGGA
Ciona intestinalis (vase tunicate) is the source of this 2085-nucleotide messenger RNA. The record is from RefSeq and is a predicted model, not a curated record. Lineage: Eukaryota; Metazoa; Chordata; Ascidiacea; Phlebobranchia; Cionidae.